AUGGAGCACUACAGAACUCUCCGAAUAUUCCAAAAAUCCCCAAACUCGGGUGUUUUCCACUUGAAUCUCAACCGUCAAUCUCAACGCAACGCCUUAUCACGUGACUUCUUCACCGAAUUCCCAAUUGCUUUCCAAUCCCUCGACCAAAACCCUAACGCGUCCGUCAUCCUCCUCUCUGGUACCGGCGAUCACUUCUGCUCCGGUAUCGACAUCAAUACCCUAAACUCCACCGCCGACGAUUCCGGCGAUCGUGGACGAUCCGGAGAGAAGCUACGGCGAGACAUUAAGUUCCUGCAGGACGCGAUCACGGCGAUCGAGCGGUGUAGGAAGCCGGUGAUCGCUGCGAUAAAAGGAGCGUGCAUUGGUGGCGCGGAUUUAGGGACUUUACAGAGGUUGCCGGGGAUUGUUGGGUUUGGUAAUGCAAUGGAAUUGGCUUUGACGGGUCGGAGGUUUUCGGGUCAGGAAGCAAAAGAGUUGGGUUUGGUUUCUCGGGUUUUUGGGUCGAAAGAGGAAUUGGAUGAGGGCGUUAGAAUCAUCGCCGAGGGGAUUGCAGCAAAGUCGCCUCUUGCUGUCACUGGAACAAAAGCCGUCCUAUUAAGAAGCCGCGACGCAAGUUUAGAACAAGGGUUGGAUUAUGUAGCGACUUGGAACUCUGCAAUGCUUUUGUCUGAGGAUCUAAGGGAGGCUGUCUCAGCACAUUUGCAGAAAAGAAAACCCACCUUUUCCAAGCUUUAA
Molecule: messenger RNA, 735 nt
Organism: Dovyalis caffra
Lineage: Eukaryota; Viridiplantae; Streptophyta; Magnoliopsida; Malpighiales; Salicaceae
Source: the annotation of a GenBank genome assembly